GGGUCUACACACUGGGCUUUGUGCAGGGAGCAGCAGUCCUGGGAUGGACACAGUGACAUCCUGAUCUACCUCCUAUUUGGGGGUCACCCUCCUCACCAUCACCCAGGACCCCCUGUACAUGGCAGCAGGUUGGAUGCAGCACAUAUCAUGGAUGACUGACAUAUCCAGGAUCUUCUGAAGCUCCACAACAUGCAGAGCGAGGUCGUUCCCAGCGAUGCUGGGAUUGAGGAGACUGCUCCAAAACCAAAUAGGAGUGCCCCAAACAGUCCCCUCAGGGACACCCUCCGGAGAGCUGCGGCAGCUGUGUCUUUCGAGGGGGCAACAGGACAGGCGACCAUAGAACGGAAGAAGAGAAAGAAAAAGGAGCCGCGUCCAGAAUCCAUCAUUGUGUAUCGCUCGGAUAAUGAGAAGGUCCUGGAUGAUGAACCGGCCGAUCGGGAAACCGGGGAGAGAAGUACAGAGGAAGGAUCCAGAUUUCUGGGGACUCCGCUAAGUGAUGGUGGGUGGAAUAUGCCUCCAGAUAGUCGCUAUGUCACUUUAACUGGAACAAUCACCCGUGGGAAGAAGAAGGGGCAGAUGGUGGACAUCCAUGUCACUUUAACCGAGAAGGAACUUCAAGAACUUACACGAUCUAAAGAUCCUUUACAAGACGAGCCGAUUGAGGGGAAGAAAAUUUGUUCGGUCGGCCCAGAUAAAGGUCCUCACGUCCUCUUGUGGAGUCUUCUUUGCUUGCCGGUCGUAUUUGUUCUGUCGUUCGUGAUUUCGUUCUAUUACGUGACCAUUACCUGGUACAACAUCUUCUUGGUUUACAACGAGGAGAGGACUUUCUGGCACAAGAUCACCUUCUGCCCCUUCCUAAUCAUUUUUUACCCUAUCAUCAUAGUGGUCGUGUCUCUGUCUCUGGCCACGUACACGGCAGUGACUCAGAUCUCCUGGUCGUUUGGUGAGUGGUGGCACGCGGUGAAGGACAUGGAGAAGGGUUUCUGCGGGUGGCUUUGUAGCAAGCUCGGUCUAGAAGACUGUUCUCCCUAUAGCAUUGUAGAAUUACUGGACUCUGACAAUAUAUCGGGAAGUUUGUCGGUGAAGGGCUCUGCGCAGGGCGUGGAGACCUCGGCCGUGUGACUUCGAGAAGAAUUCCUAGUUCCUCAUCCAUUUCUUUAUCUUAUUUAAAUUAAUUAUGGAAUGCUGAUCUGUGGAAAGUCCUGUGCCUCGUGGAUAAUACUGGUGAUUAGUGAACCUGUGCCACUGCCUAUUGCAUGUCCCGGACUGUGACCUAAGAUACUACAACUCGAGAGCUUUUCAAGUUCGGCCUUAAAGGGGACCUCUCACUAGGACUCACUUCAGAUCAGGCAUUUGUUCAGUGCUCUAUCAAAGUCAGUCUAGUAGGCAAAAUUGCACUUACUCCAUGACCCUCUAAGCAGAAGUGAACUCCACCCACUUGACUCAUCAGGCACAUGACUAUUCCCGUUUCUCCAGAGAAGUGUCACAUGACUCGUUUUAGCUCUGCUGAAUGGUUGAGAGGGUUCACAGAUGGAAUGUGGAUAUUUAAUUGCUAGAUUUUUGGGCUCAUGAUUGGGUCAAGUUGAACCCCCUAUCCA
This is a messenger RNA of Bufo bufo (common toad), 1598 nucleotides long. RefSeq names its product transmembrane protein 169 (gene TMEM169). Bases 190 to 1122 code for a protein of 310 amino acids. Lineage: Eukaryota; Metazoa; Chordata; Amphibia; Anura; Bufonidae. The record is from RefSeq and is a predicted model, not a curated record. The transcript is spliced from 3 exons.